GUGAUUUACAUAAACUUGAUAAGGAGCCCACUACCCAUUCGCAGAGCCUUGAAGGGUCAAACAGCUAUCUCCCUUAUCUGCUUAUCGGCCUUCGGUUCGGUUGAUUACCUACCGAGAUGGGCAGGCUAUCACGAGAAUUUUCACACCAGGUCCAUAAUUUAUCAUGUUAUUCCCGGUUUUUAUUCUGGAGCGGUAUCGGGGACUUUUUAUCACGUUGAAUUUUCUGACCGUAACAUGAUUGUGACAAGCCAUUUAACAUUGCGAUACCGCAGUUUCCUCACCGUGAAUUCGUUGUUUGUUAAAAUUGAGUGAAAAUGGCUGAAAAAACACCCCAAACUGAUGAGAACAAUGGCGAGACCAUGUUCAAACCAAUUAAUACACUACGUCGUGAACCAACGAGGUCGGAGAUGCAAGAUCUUGAAAUCAUCGCUUCAGCAGGCGCGUCUUUCCGACCCGGCGACAUCCCCCCUCCGCCAGACGGAGGCAUUGAAGCAUGGACACAAGUAGCAAUGGGCUGGAUCGUCAUCUUCGCAACAUGGGGCUACGUCAACUCCUUUGGAAGUUUCCAAGCACACUACACCUCCACUCUCCCCCAAUCACCCUUCCAAAUCUCCUGGAUCGGCUCGAUUCAAGUAUGGUUCACCUUCUUUGGUAGUGCAUUCUCUGGAAGGUUGCUAGAUGCUGGGUUUUGGAUCCCCACGUUUCUCGUUGGCGCGGGACUGCAGCUCAUUGGGAUUUUCAUGAUGAGCUUGUCGACUUCUUACUGGCAUCUUAUGAUCACGCAGGGCGUUGUCACUGGUAUCGGUGGGGGUAUCAUCUUUGCGCCGUCGUUGGCGUUGGUGGCGACGUAUUUUGAGAAGAGGAGAGGUAUUGCUAUUGGACUUGUGACGACUGGUAAUUCUCUCGGUGGUACUGUUUAUCCUCUUGUUGUUCGGGCGCUUCUUCCUAUUAUUGGAAUGCCGUGGACGUCCAGAGUGUUGGGGUUUAUUAAUUUAGCUGGAUUUAUACUCGUGGCUAUUUUCAUGAGACCAAGGCUGCCACCGCGACAGACCGGACCUAUUAUCGAUUGGAGUGCGUUCAAGGAUACUCUAUACGUAUCGUAUGUGGGCGGGUUGUUCUUCUUUGUGUGGUCCGUGUAUUAUACCUUCUACUACCUUGCUUCGUUUGGCCAAAAAGAAAUUGGAAUGUCCUUCGCCGAUUCAUCACUCAUCACCACCAUAAUCAACGCCGUUGGUCUCCCAACCCGAGUCCUAAUCCCCGUCCUCGCAGAUAGAAUCGGCCCGCUGAACACCAUCGCCCCAGCAGCUCUUUGCGUCGCCAUAGUUGCAUAUACAUGGGUUGCAGUUCACGACGUGGCGGGCGUUUACAUAUUUUCGAUCUUCUACGGAAUUGCAUCUGGCGCCUUUCAAAGUCUCAUGCCCACCGGAGUCGCCAGUAUCACAAAGAGACUUGAUACCAUCGGCACGAGAAUGGGCAUGUGUUUUAGUCUUGUCUCUUUUGCGGGUUUGUCUGGACCGCCUAUUGGGGGAUUACUUCAGGAUCGGAGUCUUACUGGGGCUCAUAUAUGGGCUGCGCUUUCGAGUACACUCUGCGCGGUACUGUUGGUGCUCGCGAGGGUGUUGAAGGUUGGUUGGAAGGUUAAGACUAGAUGUUAGACUCCGUAUGGCGGCUAAAAGCUCAGGCAUGGCUCAAUGUUGGACGAAACUACAUGGAUAUUCUCAAUAAUCUAGCUAGACUAAUACUUAAUCGAAAUCAUAGAACUUCCAUCCAG
Molecule: messenger RNA, 1771 nt
Organism: Fusarium verticillioides 7600
Lineage: Eukaryota; Fungi; Ascomycota; Sordariomycetes; Hypocreales; Nectriaceae
Exons: 3
Coding region: 315-1655 (446 amino acids)
Biological process (GO): transmembrane transport
Cellular component (GO): fungal-type vacuole membrane
Molecular function (GO): transmembrane transporter activity
Source: RefSeq, a predicted model, not a curated record